This is a messenger RNA of Rhipicephalus sanguineus (brown dog tick), 9082 nucleotides long. Its product is annotated as mitogen-activated protein kinase kinase kinase 1. Gene Ontology annotation, biological process: protein phosphorylation. Gene Ontology annotation, molecular function: protein kinase activity; zinc ion binding; ATP binding. The transcript has 22 exons. NCBI's taxonomy places the organism in Eukaryota, Metazoa, Arthropoda, Arachnida, Ixodida, Ixodidae. Bases 22 to 3981 code for a protein of 1319 amino acids. The record is from RefSeq and is a predicted model, not a curated record.
GCUCCCUCCGCGAAGCCGGUGAUGGUUCCCUGCUUCGUGGUCGUCUUCGCGGUGUUGUUGUACAUUCGCAAGUUCAGCUCUUCUCUGGCUCGGUGUGUCGCGAAGGGAACGCUUUUUCGGCAGCAGAGCGCGCCGGCGUUAAAGUCUCUGCCAGCAGUGAUGGAAAGCGCUAACAAACGAGGCCGUAACCCGAUCAAAGCACGACUGAGAGCGACUCGGAGCCAUCCGGGAGACAUGGCUACCCAGUUGGAACGGCUGCAGCAGGUGCACCCGGUGUCGGUGCGAGACAUCAAGGAGAAGCUGCAGGCCCUUCGCAAGCACACCAGUGCAAGUGCGCUCAGCACGUCGCAUGCUAGGCGAGCGCCCGUCUGCGUGAGGCACGCCAACGACGACACGACCGCUGAUGGAAAACAGGCUGAAAGUAGGAGCAUCUCCCACGCCGAGGGCACGGGGGCCUCUUUUGCCACCAAGAGGCCCAGCCGCAAGCCCUCACCGCCCCCGACCCCUGUUCGGCCCCCCGAAGCUCCGGAUCCUCCCCGCGUGGCUGAGGAACCCGAGAUGACGACACGAACGACGACCCUGCGACAUCGAUCGACCACCCCCAAUGCCCGCCGCUCCUGCGGUACUUCGCCACCACCUCGACGACGCAGCCCUUCUCCCAGUCAACACACCUCUCCAGCACUGGAUUGCCCACCUGAGCUAGCCGAGGCAAUCCGUAGACGGGUGCUGCAGGUGCGCCGUGGAGUGCGGCUGUACUUGCUCUACCAACCAGGACCACGCUCUUUCCUCAUAGCUGCCGACCAGCCUGACCAUCGAUUCAAGGUGGUUCUGGGGCCGCAGACCUGCAGCUGUGGCAAGGGCCCCCACUGUGUCCACCUGCUGUUUGUAAUGCUCAGGGUUUUACGUUUGACUGACACGGAUGCUCGACUGUUCAGCAAGACCCUCAAAGAGUUCGAGGUGGAUGAGCUGCUACGCGGAUUCUCCAUAUCCCGGCGCAGGACCUCCCAGCAGUCCGAAGGCCCACUGACCGAUGACAAGUCACCCGACUGCCCUGCCAAGAAUCUGGAGGACGCCAUUGAUAGCACAUCAAAAACAGGCAGCCAUGAUGUUGAAGGUGACGAUGCGAGCACCUGCCCUAUCUGCCUGCUGGAGAUGUUUGAAGGAGAGUCUGUGAUCACCUGCGACAAAGGCUGUGGAAAUCAACUGCAUCAUCACUGUGCCUCGAUAUGGGUGCUGCAAUGUAGCCGCAAUGGAGAGCCUGUUGUCUGCCCUCUUUGUCGAUGCCACUGGAAAGAUGACCGAUCAUCACCGCCGCCCAUCACAAAGAAGCCACUGCAGUCAGAAGAUGAUGAGGAGAUCCUUGUACCACCAUGCCCACUGCACUGUCUUCUACGUCGUGCGUCAGACGUGAGCCCUCUGCCAAGACCUGUAGGAGCACCGUCCUGUUCAGCAGUGAACGCACCACCCAUGGUGAUGCAGUUCUUCGGCACAGAAGUUGCCCAGUGCCUCAUGUCGAGUGUUUGGUCCGAGCGAGAAGCUGCGGUCGUUGAGGUUGAGGCACAGGUGACCCACGCCCUGCGACUGGCCACAUCGAAACCCAUGUGCCUGGAGCCAUGGGGAGGCAUAGAAGCCGUGCAGGCUGCUUGCUGUCGAGUGAUUUCGCAUGCCAUUGCAGACCCUGUCUACCGUGUGUAUGUCACUGCUCUGCGUUGUUUCAAGUCCAUGCUGGUGCACAGUCCAUGCGCCAUCUUGGAAGACCUGCAUAGCCUGCAGAACCGCGUGCGCAACAUAGUGCGAGCUGUGCUCAUCAAGUGUGCUCACGGCGGAAACAAGAGAAGCCGUCAGCUGAGCCUGGCAACCCUCGCAGAACUAGCACGCGGACAGGCAGGAGCACUAUCCGUUGGAAGUCUCACACAAUACCCAGCUCCGAAUGGCCUGGGUGCCGACUUCCUGCUGGACGUGGUGCUGUCCGAAGGCAAGCAGACCCCGUCGUGGCAGGGUCUCCUCAGCCAGCUGCUGGUGCUGGGGCGGCUAGUCGAGGAGUUCCCACACCUACUCACUUCACCAAUAGCCACCACGGGCACUGUCAACGCAGAGUCGCUCGUUGCCGUCGACCUGGCUGUCCGCGCGGUGGGGCAUAGUCACGUGACCGUGCUUCGCCAGGGACGUCACCUGCUUGCCGGCCUGGCCCGUCUGUGUGGCCGCUGCCCCACGUCCGUGGCCCGCAUCUGGAACGGUGUAUCGGCGCUACAGGGACCACAGCGUGCCCAAGUGGUGCGACUUGUGGGUGCAGCGUUGCAGGAGGCCCGCAGAAGCCGUCUCUUCUUGUGCGCAACACGCUCACCAUCCGUUGAGAGGCAGCAGGAGGAGCACCUUGUCCGUGAGCAACUGCUUCACACCAAGAAGAACUGGGCGGGCAAGGAUGACGAGGAAGAAGAAUGCUGUAACGGCCAGAGACCGGCAUCGCUGGCCAACAGCCCGUCGCGUUCCGCCGCCACCUUCCAGCUGCCACCUCCCACCAUCGACCCUGCCUUGUUUGGCCAACUGGUCCAAGCAGAUGCUUCAGCACCCAUCAGUGAGACCAAAGCGACUGCCAAGUCCUUGCAAGAAGAUAAAGGCAAUGUACCCAUGCCAGAGAAACUUGCCGACAGCCAACACUCAUCGGGUCGGUCGUCCUGGUCUUCAGAGACGUCGUCUUCUGAGAAGAAGGUCGUCGUCACAACCGAGAAGCCCACGGUGCCUGCCAUGCCGCCUCAACGUGCCCCACGGAGCAGACCCAACUUCCUUCCGCUCCGCCGGCUGGCGUGUUCGCUGACGUCCCUAGGCCAGGGCCACCAGUCCUCGGCACAGACAACACCAGGAAGCGCAGUUACCUCUCCGGUGUCCUUUAGUCGAGAAAUUGCAGCGCUGCCGGCAGCCAGAGCCUCAUCGAAAAAGGGGGAUGUCAUCAACCAAGGACCCCCCAUAGUAUCAACAAGGGGCUGCGACAGCAGGACAGCGCACUUUGAAGAAUCAGCUUCCGAGGACGAUGCCCAAGACAAUGAAUUCAUCAUUUUCAAAUCUGUGCCGGGACUUCCCAUCUCGUUUGGAGCGAGCAAAGAGGGAGCAAAAGGCUCCAGCUAUGUGGAGGGCCAACACUGGCUGAGAGGCCCCGUGCUGGGUUCCGGGGCAUUCAGCUCCUGCUACCAGGCGAUGGACCGCAGCACGGGUACGCUGAUGGCUGUCAAGCAGCUGCCCUUCUGCCGUUCAUGCCAGCGUGACGACAAGGAGACAGCCGAGAUCAUGGGCAGCAUAUGGAAUGAGAUCCAGAUGAUGGCGCGUCUCGAACACCCUCACGUACUACCCCUGCUCGGUGCCACCAAGCACAAGGAUCAGUACAACGUCUUCCUCGAGUGGAUGGCAGGUGGUUCGGUGGCCUCCUUGCUGGAGCGGUACGGGCCAUUUCCAGAAGCCACGAUCCUGCGCUACACGUACCAGGCACUCAGUGGCUUGGCGUACCUGCAUGAGAACCACAUUCUGCACAGGGAUCUCAAAGGUGCCAACCUUCUUGUAGACAGCACGGGACAGCACCUGAAGAUUGCCGACUUUGGCUCGGCCAGCCGCCUUCAGAGCAAGGCCACCCUGGCCGGGGAGUUUCAAGGUCAGCUGUUGGGCACGAUUGCCUUCAUGGCUCCUGAGGUGCUACGAGGGGAGAACUAUGGUCGGUCAUGUGACAUCUGGAGUGUGGGCUGCGUUCUGAUUGAAAUGGCCACCAAUGCGCAUCCUUGGGACAACUGCAACACACUGAAUCACCUGGCACUCAUUUACCGGAUCUCGUGUGCCCAGUCUCCGCCGCCAGUUCCCAAGAUGCUCAGCCUUAGGACGCAGAAUUUGGCUCUGCAGUGCCUUCGACUUCGAUCCGAAGACCGACCACCAGCCGCUGAUCUUCUGUCCCACCCUGCAUUCAAGGAGGCCACCCUACACUCGGCCCAGGAGUUGUGAAGGCCCUGCGUGACCAACAGCAUCAACAAGGUCGUAGCAGCAGCCAUUGGUAGUCGAAUGCUGGACACACUUUACUAACGUCCUUGCCACUGUGACAGGCCCUUACCCCCCAAGUGACUGUGUCUUUGUGUCAAUUGCAGAACUGUGCCACAUGUUGUUUUCCCACUUUUGCAAGUUGUCCUUGCACCCCACUUUUUUCUUUCCUUCUCUCCUAUCAAGUGGUGCUGUUUAAAGUAAUGACUUUGUCACCAUGACUGCUGUCACUGCUGGUUUUUGUAAUGCCAGGGCAUGCAUGGAUUCUACACAGCAUCAUGGUUGUCCGAGGAAACUUUUGAGCCCUUUCGUGGUCACAUAUAGCAUUAUGCGUCUAUUUGUUGCCUAUUGUGCUUGUUUCUGCAGUCCAGUCACUUGGGGUCGUCUGAAUUCACUCAAGGUUGGCGUUUGGUUGUGUGUCCUUUUUUUUAGGAUGAGGUGGAUGCAUGUCGAAGUCUAGAUUCCAAACGCGUUGAGAACCUACACCAAGGUAGCAAUGGAAGCCAGAACUCCACUUUUGAUGGAUCACUUUCUGUUUGUCAAUCGGUGUCUGCUCAUUGGCUGAACCACUGAUAACAGAUGCAAUGACAGAAAUUUACAUUCGGCCGAUUCGGCCUGUAGCAGAACAGUUCUUUUGCAUCCAUGCAACUGUUGAACAGAUUAACAAAGCAGGCACCACCAGAAACACCGUAACAGCAGUAACGGUCAAUGCAUAAGGGCAUUUUGGCAAAUGAUAUUGCAUCAACAAAAGUCAUCAAUCAAGAAUAUACAUACAACCUGUCCCUGUUGCAAGCACAGUGCACGCUUGCUUAGCAUUUUUUUUUAUUCAGCAUGCUAGAGUGCAUCUCAACACAACAUGUACGCUUGUCUCUUUCUUUGUUUCUUUUUUUCUCUACCUCAGUGUGACACACCAUUUAGGUACUCUUUCUUUUCUUCCUUUGUCAGCCCGUUCAUUCUUUAGUCGUUUCCUUUACUGUCCGAAGCUUGGCAGGACUGAUUGCUGCAACGAUACCAUAACAAAUUCGUCUUGCCUGAAUGCAAUGCACUGUUGUGCAUUUAUAUCUUUUAGAUAUUGAACCAGCUGAAAAAGAAGUAAAGUUUCUCAAGGUGGCAUACAUGCUGAUUACCAUUCAGUGCAACCACGGAGGAGUUUGUGGCUUUGAAGAUGAUGACUAAUGAAUGCCAGAAGGCAGAGAGAAAGAAAAACGAUCCUGUUUGCACCUUGAAGAAAAAAAGAGCUUUCAGUCCUGCCCGUGACCUAUGUGUUUUAAUAUCAAAGUGUGUGCCAAAAGAAGUAUAUAUGCGAGAGAAAAGACAAAAAACGAAAAAAAAAGAGAAGUGUACUUAAUGUAACGUGUCUUGUCAUGCAUCCUAGUUUUUGUGUGUGUUCAAUUUUUCUGUUGCUGCUGCCAUUGCCUCAGUUCCACGCUGUGGUUUCUUAGCAUGGUACAACAACAGUCUUCUUUUUUCUUUCUUUCUUUUUUUUAAAAUUUGUUUGUCACUGCUGGAAACAGUGUUUUGUAUCCUUUUGGUAUGACAUGACAUGCGAACGGAGCAGUGUGAUUUACUUGCACGGAUAGCAGUACUUGGCUGCCUUGCAGAGAGGGUCACUCGUUUGUGACACUUGGCAAAGACAAAAGCUUGUUUUUUUCCGUCGGUUGGAAGCUGUACAUUUUUUUUCGGUUUGUGUUGGUUCGUAUACACCUCAGCACAGUCUCUUUGCUGCCGUAAUGUGGUGCAACAAACAUGACGUGGAAAGUCGCAGAUCACAUUGCAAAACAACAAGGAAAUAAAAAAAAGCAGUCAUUCAAUUUGCAUUCAGAUUGGUGAACAUGUAUCCCAAAUGUGGUGCACACAGAGUGAAGAGUUAUAAAAUGUUAACCCAGGUAAUUCAUCAGCUCACUCGAGUACCCAAUUUGUAUAAUUUAAUCAAUGUUUAAUUAAACCAUUUGACAUUAUUUUUGGAUGCAGUGUCAGUUUUUUCCAGAAUAAAUCUCAACUACUCAUCAGCAGUGCUGUCUCUCAAAGAAAUACAACAUUUCACUGUAACACCACGAUUCCUUUCACUGAAAGGAAGCACAGCAUCCAAACGUGUUGGCGUUUUAACGUGUACAAUUUGUGUCACUUGGCAGUACAGUAGACUGUGCUGGGUUGUUUAAUGGAUACAACUUUCUUGGGCAUAGAAGCCUAUCUGCUGCCCUAUUUUAUUUGUUAUUGUUCCCCUUUGACAUGUGCAAUUAGCAUUAGGACUGCAAUCAUCAUGCAGUUUUUUAGUGGUGCACCCACAGCAAUUGGACACAGCUUUUACACUUUGCCAGAGGCACAGUUGUUCUUGGUACCAACAGGGAUGUCGUUAAUACCGUCGCCCAGUAUGGAUUUUGGUAUGGCGCACAUUUGACCUUUUUUCUUACGCCUAUCUUUUUCUUUUUUUUUUUUUUUGGCUGUCACGUCACAACUUGUGUGACAACGUACUCGUCAUAUCACAACUUGUGUGAUGUGACGCUUGUGUGCAGUGGCACCUUUUCUUUUGUCCUCCCCUAUCUUGUGGAUAAUCUUAGUCACUUAUUUGAAGAGCGCAAUGGCUGAUGUCGAAGUAAAGUUUUGGAAAAUAGGUCGCCAUCAGAAAGCUCUUCUUUGUUGGCAAAUAUUCUCAAACUGUGCUGGUCACUUCUGUUAUUUCAAAAGUGAGGUUGUUGCAUGCAUUGCAUGUCUAUUUAUAACUUAGAAAGCAUGGAUACCUGAAACAAAAAAGGAAAAAAUCGUGGGCGAUCUAUGCAAAAAAAAUAGAACAGGAUGUUGCACAGGUGUUACUUGUUCAGGAAAUUGAACUUAUUUUUUUUACUUCAUUUUUGCUGGUCGUGUGCAAAUUUUCUGAAACAUUGUCGCCAUACAUUGCUGCAUCACCAGUUCUCACUUUCACAUCAUUUUUCAUUUUUUUCUUGUCAUCAGAGACACCAGCAACGUUUCGUCAUGGGCUAAGCCAACCAAUUUGUGUGUUGUCAUUCAUCAUAUUUAUUUAUUUUGCUCAUGAAUGGUCCUUGGGGAAAAAAACUUUCACCACUUGCAGAAAGUCAUUUUCAUAGGCACUCUGUUAUAGAACAUUGCUCAUUUAUUAUCACGGUUAACACAGAAUAUCUCAAAACAUCAGGAACGCUACAGAGUGUGCCAACAGCGUGUUACCGACACAACUUAUCAAAACAACGCCGCAUGCCAGGGGCUUGUGCCUAGCACAUGCACCUUCGAACCCCGUUAACCCUGUGCAAACCAGGACUGCUUUCUCGGCAGAUCACUGCUGGGGAUGAACAGAUCUUUUUUCAAAAAGAGCUGUAAAAUGCGGUACUAUGUGGAUAUGUUGCAAAAAUGUUGCGCGACAUCGAAAGAUGCUUACCCCUCAACAAAGUGCAAUGUUCUGCUGCGUUUCAUCAUUUGAAGAAAAGCCUCACCCAAGUGGUCAGCUGAAACUGUGGUCCCUCGUUCACUGAGCACACUCCUUUUGGUGAGGUAACACAGGUGAAUCGCCACAGGAUAAUUAAAAUUAAAAUGACUGUUGGCUAAAAAUUUUUCAUUGUGGUAUAGAAACCUUUUCAUGUGGCUCUUGGCUGAGCCCAAGGGACCAUUUUUUUUUUUUACUUGGGACCAGAAGAUAAAGGACUUCCUUCGAAGCAACUCUACAAUGCAGCACUUGCGUAUUGUUUUGUUCAUCAUCUCCGGUUUACUGAAAUCACCCAGUGCUUUGUUUUAAGCUGAUAGUUAUUUAAAGAAAUGACUUUUGGGUAAUCAGGUAUUUUGUCCUUUUUUUCCUUCUGUUUGUGUCGUUAUUUCAUAUGAUUUAUCUAAAUUGGGUGGUCCUCAUGGCACAAGGCACUAUUUGUCAUAAAAUGUUUUCUGGACAUGUUAAAUUCAUUAUUUUUUUUCUUUUGCCUCAUCGGAAUCAUCGUUUGGUACAGAAUUUUGUGUCACUAGUGGUAGUAAAAAUUGUAGCUAUUGCCAUGUGACAACCUUUUUUUUUCGGUGCCACUUUGGAAAACACCAGCACUGGCGUAUUAGACACGCACACAGCACAUGAUGCUCCAGUCUCAUAUUUUUACAAGGACAUGUAUGUGAGUGAAAGGGUAAAAAAUGAAGAACAGUGUGUAUUGUUAACAGCUUCAGGAAAAUUAUGCCUGCAGAGCUUAAUAUAUUUGCCAAACUUAAGUUUGCGUUAUUAAAUUCUGAAAAGGAAGUAGUGAAGGAAGCAGACAUGUGAUUCAUGGGCUCCGAAACAUUUCAGACAUAAGACAUGACUACACUGCAUAUUUUCACUUUUUGCUGCUUUUAUGGAGCUCUCAGCAGUGCAUUAUGCAUAUGUCUUAAAAGCACAUGAAUCUUGCAUUGUUGCCUCUAAUCAUAUUGCUUUUUCAUCAUAACACCAUACAGUGUCCCAGUAAAAAGCAUACCAACAGUCUGCAUGUAGUACAUGAUGGGUUGCUUAAGCCAGCUGCUUUUCUUUUUUUUUAAUACAAUGUAAAAGACAAGCAGAUGAAACAAAUCAAUGUUGCAAUUUUUUAUCCUCACUCACUACAUGUCUGCAUGUGAUACACAAUACUUCUACAUGCGGGUUGGUUGUCCUUUCUUUUUUCUUUUUUUUCUUGGCAUGACUGCAAUCUGUGUGUGUUGGUCUGGGAAAGAAAGAAAUAAUCAUGCAAAAAAAAGUGCAUUUAUUUCGUUGUGGGUGCCACUGGUACGCCGUGGCUAACUUGUGGAAAUGGUGAAUUUCUUUCUUCCAAGCAGUAGUUUAUUCUUAUUUUUUUAAUCUCCUAGCACCCCCCCAAGAGAUUAGUACCUGAAAAUCAUUGACAGUGCCUUAUGUCCUUUGUCUGCCAUGAAGAGUGAUCGUGAAGCAGUAUUUUUGUAUAACUCAAUUGCAUUUGUUGAUCCUUUAUGCCCUUUUUUUUUACAUAAUGCAUGCACAUAUUGUAGCUUUUAUACAAGUGUUGCAUACUUUACACUGCUCUCACUAUAAUGAGGGGCCAUAACGUGUUUGAUACGUGUGUGCCAAUUAAAAAUAUUUGAAAGCAUCUCAAGAGAA